AUGGUUCAGAAGUAUCAGUCCCCGGUCCGGGCGUACAAAUACCCAUUUGAAAUGGUGAUGGCGGCCUAUGAGAAGCGUUUCCCCACCUGUCCCCUGAUCCCCGUGUUCCUGGGCAGCGAGGUGCUUAGCGACGUCACCAGCGAGGACGGCUCCGUGCGCGUCGUCGAGCGCAGCUGCAAGCUCAGCGUGGACGCGCCGCGACUCCUCAAGAAGAUAGCGGGGGUUGAGUAUGUCUACUUCAUCCAGAAGAACACACUCAACUGGAGGGACCGAUCGCUUCUCAUUGAGGCUCACAAUGAGACCUUUGCCAACAGAGUCAUCGUCGUGGAAACAUGCUGCUACAGAGUCCACCCAGAUAACGAGGACUGGACGUGCUUUGAGCAGUGUGCCUCCCUGGACAUCAAGUCCUUCUUCGGCUUCGAGAGUACAGUGGAGAAAAUUGCUAUGAAACAGUACACAGCCAACAUUAAACGGGGCAAGGAGGUGAUCGAGUACUACCUGAAUGAGCUCAUGCAGGAGGGCAUCACUGAGAUCCCGCGCUGGGUCCCCGCCGAGCAACGACCUUUGACCUCCGACCCCUCUUCCUUCACCUCCACCACGUCCUGCUCCGCUCUGACAUGGCCGAACCCCAGGGCCCAGCUGCACCUCGACCUCUCGUCGCCUGGCAACAGCAGCCGUGAUGUCACGAGCUUCAGUGCUGCCAGCUCAGAGCCCUCUACUCCAGAUGCAGAUAAGCUGGAUGCGGACUACAUCGAGCGCUACCUGGGCCAGCUGACCCCCAUGCAGGAGAGCUGCCUGAUCCAACUCAGGGCCUGGCUGCAGGAGAACCACAAGGGCAAGAUCCCCAAGGACGAGCACAUCCUUCGUUUCCUGCGGGCCCGCGACUUCCACCUGGAGAAGGCGCGCGACAUGCUCUGCCAGUCGCUCACCUGGCGCAAGCAGUUCCAGGUGGACUACAUCCUGGAGACGUGGGCGCCCCCUGGCGGCCUGGUGGAGUACUACGCCGGAGGGUGGCACCACCACGACCGCGAGGGCCGGCCGCUCUACAUCCUGAGGCUGGGCCAGAUGGACACCAAGGGCCUGGUCAAGGCGCUGGGCGAGGAGGCCCUGCUCCGACAUGUCCUGUCCAUCAACGAGGAGGGCCAGAAGAGGUGUGAGGAGAACACAAAGAUAUUUGGAAGACCGAUCUCGUCGUGGACGUGCCUGGUGGACCUGGAGGGCCUGAACAUGCGUCACCUGUGGCGGCCCGGCGUGAAGGCGCUGCUGCGCAUCAUCGAGGUGGUGGAGGCCAACUACCCCGAGACGCUGGGCCGCCUGCUGAUCGUCCGCGCGCCGCGCGUCUUCCCCGUCCUCUGGACGCUGGUGAGUCCGUUCAUCAACGAGAACACGCGUCAGAAGUUCCUGGUCUACAGCGGGAAUAACUACCAGGGCCCCGGCGGGCUGGUGGACUACAUCGACCAGGAGAUCAUCCCCGACUUCCUGGGCGGAGAAUGCCUGUGCCAUGUGCCUGAGGGGGGUCAGGUGCCCAAGUCCUACUACCAAACCGAGGAGGACCUGGACAACCCCGACCACAUACGCCUCUGGGCCGACACCAUCUACCAAUCAGCACAAGUCUUUAAAGGGGCACCACAUGAGAUCAUGAUUGAGAUCGUGGAGGGCUCAUCCGUGAUCACGUGGGACUUUGACAUCCUGAAGGGGGACGUGGUCUUCAACAUCUUCCACUCCAAAAGGACCCCUCAGCCGGUGAAGAGAGAGGCGUCCGGGUCGGCGCCUGUCGUGAACAACGUGCAGUUGAUUGACAGGAGCUGGACGCUGGGGGUGGACUACAGCAUGGUGGAGUCUCCUCUGACCUGCCGCGAGGGAGAGAGCAUCCAGGGGUCUCACAUCACCCGGUGGCCCGGUAUCUACAUCGUGCAGUGGAAGGCCACAGGCCACACCCCCAGCUCUGGCCCCUCCCUCUCUCGGGUGGACGACGUGCUGGCCUCCUUGCAGGGCUCCGCCCCCAGGUGCAAAGUCCUGUACUACACCGAGGUGCUCGCCUCACACGACUUCAGAGGCUCCAUGAGCAGUCUGGAGUCGUGCCACAGCAGAUUCUCACAGCUCAGUGUCGGCACUACCUCCUCCAAGGGAAGCUCACUCAUAUCGAGAUAA
Sardina pilchardus (European sardine) is the source of this 2151-nucleotide messenger RNA. RefSeq names its product SEC14-like protein 5. The record is from RefSeq and is a predicted model, not a curated record. Lineage: Eukaryota; Metazoa; Chordata; Actinopteri; Clupeiformes; Clupeidae. Bases 1 to 2151 code for a protein of 716 amino acids. Gene Ontology annotation, cellular component: cytoplasm. The transcript is spliced from 14 exons.